Molecule: messenger RNA, 5905 nt
Organism: Capsicum annuum
Lineage: Eukaryota; Viridiplantae; Streptophyta; Magnoliopsida; Solanales; Solanaceae
Product: zinc finger CCCH domain-containing protein 19
Exons: 10
Coding region: 284-5683 (1799 amino acids)
Molecular function (GO): DNA binding; protein binding; metal ion binding
Source: RefSeq, a predicted model, not a curated record
UGUACAAUUUUUGUAUCUUUUAGCCCAAACUCUACCACUCCUCUCACACCCUCGAGAAAAACCGUUCUUCGUGAUAUAUAACGCCGAUAGAAAUCCCAAAUCCACUUUUUUAAUACCAUAAAACGAUUUCAUAUGCAUACAUACAUAUUCAUGCAUAUUUAGCCUAUUUUAUGUAUGUAUCAGCAGCUAUAGUUAUUUUUCUUUCUUUAUUCCUGUAAAACAUAUUACUGAAAAAGAAAAAUUAAACUAGGGUUAGGGUUUUGCUGUUUUAAUCCCCCCUUUCAUGGCGGAAGAGGAAGAAUCUAUUUCCAAUGUGAAUAACCGUAUCAUGGUCGGCCAGCAAAAAACCGAAAUCGUCGCCAGAUUGGCUGCCACGUCACCGUCACCGGUUGUUGAGAUGAGUACGGCUUUGCCGGCACCGGAGGUGGGCCCACCCGUGGAAGAAUUGGAGGUUGCCGUUGACAGCUCACAGCUUGCUGAUGUUGAGUUGGGCCCACCGACGGGAGAAUCGGUGGUUGGUGCGAGUUCUGAGCAGGGUAAAGGUGGUGCCGAAGAAGAUGAGGCAGUUACUGAGACGGAAAAUGUAACGGCGUUAGAGAAAGAUGAGUUGACAGAAGCAGUGAACGCCGCGAAGGGCGAAGUGGACAGUUGUAUGCCAGGUGGUGCUGGUGAUGAGAAAGAGGCAAAUGUAACGGAGUUAGAGAAAGAUGUUGUGGCAGAGGCGGUGAAUGCCACGACGGGCGAAGCAGAAAGUGGCACGCCAGGUGGUGCUGGGGAUGAGGACGAGGCGAAUGUAACGGCUUUGGAGAAUGAUGAGGUGACAGAGGUAGUGAAUGACACAAAGGGCGAAAAAAUAGACAGUUGUAUGGCAGGUAGUGCUGGUGAUGAGAAAGAGGCAAAUGUAUCAGCGUUAGAGAAAGAUGAGGUGACAAAGGUAGUAAAUGCCACGAAGAGCGAAACAGAGAGUUGUAUGCGAGAUGGUGCUGGUGAUGAGAAAGUGGUUCUGAAUACAAAUGAAUCUGAGAAUGAUGAAAUUGUGGCUAGAAAUGAUAAUAAGGUUGGCGCAGAGAAUGCUGAAACUGGGGCAGAGGUAAAUGUUUCAACUGCUGAAGGUAGUGUAGAAUUAGGGGAAAAUGGGGAAAUGGAGACAGCUAAGGCCGAGGAAGUGGGAAUUACUCCUGUUGUGUUAGACGGUUCAGGAGGGGUCACUCUAGAAAAGGAAGAUAAGGCAAUGGGUACUGAAGAUAAAACUGCUAAUGCAGAGGAAGAUGACGAGAUGGUGUCACAUGUAGAUAUUUCAGCCGUUGAAGCUAGAGUAGAAUCGAAGAAAGAUGUCGAAAUGGAUACAAUGAAGCAUGACGAAGUGAAAUCUGUUCCUCCAGAUGAGGAGGACAAAGGAACGGGUGCUGAGGAUGAGGCUGCUAAUGGGGAGAAAGUGGUUGUGACUCAAAACGAGGAAGAUGCUGAAAUGGCGACACAGGUAGAUAUUUCAGCUGUUGAAGCUAGUAUAGAGAAGAAAGACGUCGAAAUGGAUACAAUGAAGCACGAGCAAGUGGAAUCUGUUCCUCUAGAUGAGGACGAGAAGCGGACAGGUGCUCAGGGCGAGGCUGCUAAUGGGGAGAAAAUGGUUGAGACUCAAAACAAGGAAGGUGAUGAAAUGGCGACACGGGUAGAUACUUCAGCUGUUGAAGCUAGAAUGGAGUCGGAGAAAGAUGUCGAAAUGGAUACGAUGAAGCAUGAAGAAGAGGAACCUGUUCCUCUAGACGAGGACGACGAACGGACGGGUGCUGAAGAUGAGGCUACUAAUGCGACUACAACUGAAAUAGAGACUGAAACUGAAAUGACUGAAUCAGGAAAAUCCUCUGGAGGAAAGAGGAAGAGGAAGAUUACUAGGAGUACUGGGAAGUCCAAAUCUGGAGGAAGAUCUUCAAGUAGGAGGAAGACUAUAGGAGAGGAUGUUUGCUUCAUUUGCUUUGAUGGAGGGAAUUUGGUGCUAUGUGACCGUAGGGGUUGUACCAAAGCAUAUCAUCCUUCAUGUAUUGAUAGGGAUGAGGAUUUUUUUCGUGCCAAGGGUCGAUGGAAUUGUGGCUGGCAUCAGUGUACUAUUUGUCGGAAGAAUGCUUGCUAUUUGUGCUACACAUGUACAUUUUCAUUAUGCAAGGGGUGCAUCAAAGACGAUGUCAUCCUAUGUGUAAGAGGAAACAAGGGUUUUUGCAAGAAUUGCAUGAAAACUGUCAAGCUAAUAGAAGGCCUUGGCAAAGAAGACAAUGAUGGUCCAAUAGAUUUUGAUGACAAGAGUAGCUUUGAGUAUCUGUUCAAGGAUUACUUAAUGGAUUUAAAAGCAAAGCUAUCUUUAUCUUCAGAUGAAAUUGCUGAUGCCAAAUGUCCUAGGAAGGGAGCUGAUGUGUCAGCUUCUAAACAAGAACUGUCUGAGGCACAACUUGACAAUAAUGGUGGUGGAGGUUCUGGUUCAGAUGCUUCCAUUGAGACAUUGGAAGCCAGUAAAACCAAAAAAAGAAAGCUAAGAAAACGUUCGAAAUCUCUCAAAAAUGAAGAGGACCCCACAACUACGGCUGUUACUAUUAGUGAAGGCUUCUCCACAGCUGGCACCACUGAGUGGGCAUCAAAAGAGUUGCUUGAAUUUGUUAAGCACAUGAAAAGUGGUGACACUUCUGUUCUUUCUCAAUUUGAUGUGCAAGCUCUGUUGCUCGAAUAUAUCAAAACAAACAAACUGCGUGAUCCUCGUCGUAAGAGUCAAAUUAUAUGUGAUUCAAGACUUGAAAGGCUAUUUGGAAAAACACGUGUUGGGCACUUUGAGAUGUUAAAAUUACUUGAGUCUCAUUUUCUUGUGAAAGAGGAUUCACAGACUGAUGAUGUUCAAGGUAGUGUAGUUGAUACAGAAUUUAAUCAGUUUGAAGCUGAUGGAAAUGCUGACACUCCUACAAAGGGAGUCAAAGACAGGAAACGUAAGCGUAAGAAAGGUGAAAAUCGGGGACCUCAGUCAAAUCUUGAUGAGUAUGCGGCUGUUGAUGUGCAUAACAUCAGCUUAAUUUACCUACGUCGGAAGUUGGUGGAGGACCUUCUCGAAGAGAAUGACAGAUUCCAUGAUAAAGUUGUUGGAACCUUUUUGAGAAUACGAAUUUCGGGUAACGUUCAGAAGCAAGACCUUUAUAGGCUGGUGCAAGUUGUAGGUACAAGCAAAGCUGCUGAACCUUACAAACUUGGUAAGAGGACAACUGAUAUUGCACUGGAGAUCUUAAAUCUGAACAAGACAGAGGUUUUAUCAAUUGAUACGAUCUCAAAUCAAGAUUUCACAGAGGAAGAAUGCAAGCGUCUGCGCCAGAGUAUAAGAUGUGGACUCAUUAAUAGACCAACAGUGGGUGACAUUCUUGACAAGGCCAUGGAAAUACAUGCAGCGAGAGUUAAUGAUUGGCUGGAAUCAGAGAUACUCCGUCUCAGUCAUCUUCGCGAUCGAGCAAGUGAGAAAGGGCACAAGAAGGAACUUAGAGAAUGUGUAGAGAAACUACAGCUCUUGAAGACUCCUGAUGAGCGUCACCGUAGACUUGAGGAAGUUCCAGAAAUACAUGCGGAUCCAAAAAUGGACCCAAGCUAUGAGUCUGAGGACAGUGAAAGUAAUGAUAGACGAGAUGCUUAUAUGAAGUCUAGAGAUUCAAGUUUCAACCGAAGAGGACGUGGGCCAAUUUCUCCGAGAAGCAACUUCCCUACAAAAGAUGCUUGGGGGGCUGCAGGAAGAUCUUCUUCAAAGAACUUUGAACUAAACAGGAGUUCCUAUGGUAAAAACGUUUUGAGCAGAAGUGAAGAUGGUGCUCAUUCGGGAGGGGGGCUGAAUGAAGAUACAUGGAUUGAAGGAAGAGGGAGGGAGACAGAAUCAAUGAAUCCAGAUAAGCAGACUUCUGCUGCUAUUUCAGAGCCAAUGGGACAGAAUAGCCAAUUUUUGUCAAGAACGGAGUCAUUUUCUGGUGCAUCAUCGGUAUCGUCUCCAGCUACACUCCAGAAUAAGGUUGCAGAAACAUCCAUCAAGAUCAAUGAAGCUGAAAAAAUGUGGCAUUACAAGGACCCUUCCGGUAAAAUACAGGGACCAUUUUCUAUGGUCCAGUUGCGUAAAUGGAGCAAUACAGGAUACUUCCCUGCUGAUCUGAAAAUAUGGAGAUCUUUGGAUAGACAAGAGGAAUCUAUUCUUUUGACUGAUGCAUUGGCAGGGAGGUUUGAGAAAGUGCCAUCAGCAGUUGAGAAUAUACUUCCAGCAACUGUUCUGCAAAAUCAAAAUGGAGAGAGGCCUCAAGUCGACCAGAAUGUUGGGUCUCAGAAUUCUCGUUGUUUGGUUCCCUCUGGAGGUGGAAUGAGUUCUUCUGGCGAUGUUUCUGCUCUUUCUACAGACAGGUGGAGUAACGACAAUUCUGUGAAUCUCCCAUCUCCUACUCCAAAGCAGAAUACUGCCGCUUGGGUCAGAGGAGAUGGGCCUUCUGUUACUGUUGCAAAUUCGUAUUCUAGUGGCAACAGAGUUGUCCAAUCCCCUCCAGCUCUGCCAGAUGAUGGGGUUAAUACUUCUGCUUCUGUUCAAAAUUUUGGUGGGCAUUCAGUCAGGGAAUCGGAAAGUAAUUAUGUGAAUUCUGGUAGUGAUUUUGGCCCAGUGCCUACUUCUGAACAGGUAAUUGCUGCAGAGUCUGGGUAUUCUUUGCAAAAUGCUCAAUCAUUUGCAGCUAGUGGACAACAGACAGCACUGAUGAAUUGCCAACUUGGUGCACAGCAUGCAGCUCUCCAGUCUGAAUCUCUUAAUAUGCAGAACCCUUGUGUGGAUGUUAAUACAUGGGUUGCAGCGGCACCUUCUAAGGGAGAGCCAAACGUUUCUGCUCUGGCACCGGGUCAGCCCCAGGGAUACGGUAAUUGGGGUACAUCCUCAUCUGUUCAGAAUAUUGCUGGAAAUUUUGUAAAUGCAGGUGCCUCAGUUUUGCCUCAACCUGAUUAUUGGAGCGCGCCAGCUCAAGGCAGCCAACAGAUCAUACAGCCUACAACUGUGCCUAGUGUUCCAUGGGGUGCUGGUUUGCAAGAUAAUGUGAGUUCAGCUUCAGCAUUGAGACCUGAAAAUAACACUGGCUGGGGUAUGAUGCCUGGAAAUCCAAAUGUGGGCUGGGGUGGAGCUGUACCAGCCAUCAUGAAUGUUAACUGGGGAGCGACUGUUCAAGCAAUGCCUCCAGGGAAUGUAAAUCCUGGUUGGGUUCCUACUGGGCCACUUCCUGGGAAUUCGAAUCCUGGAUGGGUUGCACAAUCUGGGAAUGCCAAUCCAGGUUGGGUCGCUCCAACUGGGAGCGUGGGGUCAACUAUUCAAGGGCCUACAUCUGGUAAUGGGUGGGGUGUGGGAACUGGAAAUCCUGGAGCACUUAUCCAAGGACCACCUCAAGGAGAUUCAAAUCAAGGUAAGGGUGCACCUACUGGGAGUCGGGGGACAAGAGAUAAUGAUCACCAUCAAGAUGGGAGAUACUCUGGUCAGAGGGACAAGGGUUCUCAUGGUAGUAAUUCUGGUUACAUUAAUAGGAACUGGGAUAGGCAAUCAUCAUUUGGGAGUAGAGGGCCAUCUAGAGGUGGGAAAAGGAAUGUACCCUGCCCGUAUAAUGCAAAUAAUAGAUGCAUAAAGGGUUCUAGAUGCAAUUAUCUUCAUAGCUGAUCAGAAGGAGCCAGUAGUGGUAGGAGUAAAGUGAUUUUGUACAGUGAUUUCGUCUUAGUUCCUUAGUAUAUAGGUCAUUUUGGUGUUCUAUAAUUGUAAACUUGUGCAGAUUAGUAGCUCCGGUCUCCUCUGAUCUGAUGCAAUUUUCCCAGUUAGCUUGAUUCAUCUUGCUUUUAUGUUAUCAGCUUCUAAAUAAAGCCACAGGUGAGCAUUACGGCCAAA